Molecule: messenger RNA, 372 nt
Organism: Aureococcus anophagefferens
Lineage: Eukaryota; Pelagophyceae; Pelagomonadales; Pelagomonadaceae
Exons: 2
Coding region: 1-372 (123 amino acids)
Source: RefSeq, a predicted model, not a curated record
AUGGCGGCGAACGUGGCGGCCGACGACGGCCCGUACCGCACCGUGAAAGCGACGAACCGGAAGAGCGGCAAGGUCACGAGCUUUCGCGUGCGCCGGGAUGCGACGAUGGACGAGAUCUCGCGCAUGUACGCCAAGCACAUGGGGCUCGGACCGGCCGAGAAGCCACGCGACGUCACCGAGCCGGCGGCGCGGGACCUCGCCGCCCAGUACGAGGCCGCGGACCUGCCGAGCUCGCGCACGGCCUACGUGAAGACGUCGGCGACGAGCGGCCCGGCCCUCGUGCUCGUGCACGGCUUCGACAGCUCGGCGCUCGAGUCACGGCGGCUCCUGCCCGAGCUCGAGCGGCGGGGCGUGCGCGGCGAUUUGAAUUAA